Messenger RNA from Sinocyclocheilus rhinocerous, 5419 nucleotides. RefSeq names its product laminin, alpha 3 (gene lama3). Lineage: Eukaryota; Metazoa; Chordata; Actinopteri; Cypriniformes; Cyprinidae. The transcript has 38 exons. Gene Ontology annotation, biological process: regulation of cell migration; cell adhesion; regulation of cell adhesion. The coding region runs from base 95 to 5230 and encodes 1711 amino acids. The record is from RefSeq and is a predicted model, not a curated record. Gene Ontology annotation, molecular function: signaling receptor binding.
AACUUUGUCAGGGGUGAAGAUCAGAUCACACGUAGGUUGUUGUUGUAGGAGCAUGGAGUUGCAGUAAAUGCAUAUAUGGCAUGUACAUUUAUAAAUGGCUAGGUUCUUAUUCCUGGGAGUCCAAAUGAUGUGGACUGGAGUACUGCUGCUGUUCUGUCUGGAUCUAUGGGUAUCUGCAGAUGAGUUGGGACGUCCAACGACUUUCUGGUGGGACAAUGAUAUUCAAGUCAAAAAACACAGCGAUCAACAGUCAUGGGGGCAUAUUUUCAGAAAGUAUUGUGAUUCAGCACACAUUAAGGACUGUGAUCGUGGUUAUUACAGUGAGCGAAGUGGACCACAUAAGGGACGGUGUGUGCCGUGCAACUGCAAUGGCCUGUCCAAUGACUGUGACCCACAUACUGGAAAAUGUUUGAACUGCCAUUUUAAUACAGCCGGCGACCACUGUGAGCGUUGUAUGGAGGGUUAUUACGGCAGUGCUGUUAUGAGAACCUGUUGUAUGUGUCCAUGUCCCUUAGCAGACCCAUCCAACAGUUUUGCAGUGGGAUGUCUCAGGGUUGGAGAUGAGUUUGAGUGUUUGUGCAAACCUGGUUACGCUGGAGUUCGAUGUGAAAGGUGUGCGCUUGGAUACUAUGGCAAUCCUUUAGUGAAAAGAGGAAGUUGUCAGCCGUGUGACUGUGACCACGGUUAUGUAUGUGACCCGCUAACAGGUGAUUGUUUUGAGGCCGAUGACCCGGACACUGGCAACUGCCUCGAGUGCGAUACCUGCGUCAUUAAGUUAAUGGAUGAUCUUGAUGCGAUGGAUGAUGAGUUCUCCAAACUGAAGACUCAACUCGAGUUUUAUAGUCGAAAUGCUACUUCACACACAGGACUGGAAAAACUUGAAGAUGCAAUUGCUGGUACAAAGGUUUUGGUCCAUAAGUACUCCGAAUCUGUCUUUGCAUUGAAACCAAAGGUUUUGGAGCUUGAAUCUGAUCUUGAAAGUAUCAUAGAUGACCUCACUGUUCUCAAUGACAAGGCAAUUGAGAUGUUCUGUACUGCAGGUCAGUUGUUAAAGACUCUGGACCAAACCUAUCAAAGAGGGGACAACCUACGAUCUGAGAGUGUGAAACUCUUACGAAAGAUACAAGAGUUCUUGGAAGAGUUGAAGCGAUCCAACCACACUGGUGGGAACACAGAGGAGGCCACCAGGAUGAUAAAAGAAGCCCGAUGGAUGCUGGUGAAGAUGCGAAGACAAAGCUGUAGGGUUCAGAGAGAACUGGCUAACGAGGAGCUCAGAAAAGCACGAACACUACUUAACCUCAUCUUGAAUGACCUGAUGGUUCCUCUGAAUGGCUCCUUGGUAGUGACUGAUCGUAUUAGACAAAAACUCAUGGAUCAGGCAGAAGAUCUUAAAGAUAUACAAGAGGCGCUUAUAGAUGCACAGCUUGAUGUGAUCAAGGCCAAUGCUGUGAAUAAACUCAACGAGGAACAGCUGAGAAAUAUUUUGAAACAGUUAAAGGUAUUGAGGAAAAAUCAAAGAAAUAUCAUGGCCAAUGUGAACAUGACCAGAGAGACACUAAAAGAGACUUCGGAGUUCCAGAAAAUGAUGGCUGACCUAACAAAGGAAAUGACUCAUCUAGCAGCUUUGAUUGACGGAGCAAAAAACGAACUAGAAGCAAAACUUGAGCUGCUCGCCAAUGCAACCGCUAAGGCGGGAAUUGUGAGACAGGCUGAGGAGCAUGCGCAGGAACUUAUGAAGCUGGCUAUGGACUUUCAAAUGUUCAUAUGGAGCAUCACCAAUUCAACCGCUGUUCAGAAAGCAAUCGAAGCCAUCAAAGCAUUUACAGACGUCAUUGAUGCCAUAAAGGAGGCGGAAGCUGCGGCCAAACACGCUAAAGAAGUGGCAGACCAGGCUUUUGAGGAUGUGCAAGGACAAGAUCUACAAAAUAAAGCCAAUGAUUUGAAAAACUUUGCAAAUACUCUGCUGGUGAAGGCCAAGGAAGUGGAGAUACAGCUAGAAGAUGUCACGCAAAAAUGUGAAGCUUACAAGAACUGGAUCCAGCAGGCCAAAGACAAACAGAACACCCUGAAGCAAGUCUUGCAAGAUGUGUUGGAGAGGAUGAACAACAUCAAAAGGGAUGAUAUUCGUGUCCUCAUCAACCAAGCCAAGGAAGGUGCUGCAGAUGUGAACGCCACAGCAGGCGAUGCAAUAACCAGAAUGCAAAACAUCAGUGAAGAACUUGCCAAAAUCAAGAUUUCCUCUCAAGAUUCAAACCUGAACAACUUACUUGAUGGUGUCAACAAAACAUUGACAGAACUGGAUCAGUCUUUCCCUUCACUGAUUGACAAACUAAACGAAGUGGAGAACCAAAGCGAGCACAUGCCUAGUUCAGCCAACAUCUCCAACAGCAUCCAGAAAAUCAAAGACUUGAUCGAACAGACCAGAGACGCGGCCAACAGGAUCAGGGGGCCGAUCUUGUUUUCUAGUGAUGCUCACAUUGAACUUCGACCUCCUAAAGACCUAGAAGACUUCCGAACCUUUACUGCUCUCAAUCUUACUCUGCACCAACCAAAAGCUCGAGGCGAUGGAAGACGUAGACGCCAACUGGGUGUUGAAGACAACCAGUUUGUUUUUUAUCUUGGAAAUAAGCAUACAGUCAGGGAUUUCAUUGGCCUGGUUGUGAAGAAUGGUGUCCUGUUUUGUGUCUACAAAGUGGGUGGCCGUUUUUAUGAGAUAAAGACCAGCGAAAUCACCAAGUCCAACAAUGACAAAGCUUUUAUGGAUAGGGUGGAUUUCCGCAGAGUUUAUCAAGAUGCGCAGGUCAUAUACACAGAGACUUUCACUUCAACUGAACCCAAAGUGCUGCCGCCCAUGAUUAAUAAGCCUAGCGACAUGAACGGAUUGCUUGAUCUGGAUCCCAAUGAGGUUGUCUUAUAUGUAGGUGGAUACCCAGAAGAUUUUGAGCCACCUGAAGAGCUUCGGUACCCAGGAUACAAGGGUUGUAUUGAGUUUUCUACGUUAAAUGAUCGUAUCCUUGGCUUGUACAACUUUAAGCGUGCCAUCAACAUCACAAAAACUGACACGUGUCAAAGGGGAAAAGUCCACAUGUUGGGGGAUUAUUUCGAUGGCACAGGUUACGGAAAGGUUGCUGUAUCACGUGGGAACUCUCUUAUUAAGUUCUUUGUUAGGAGUCAUCAAAUGGAUGCAGUGCUUUUUUAUGUGGGAAGCGAGACCUUGCACUUCUUAGUUACAUUUGAAGGAGGCUAUAUUGUUUUGAAAGGAAAAAACAAUUACACAAAAAUUUUUGAAAAGUCACAAUUAAAAGUAUUUCCCCUAACAAACUUCAUCCAUAUCAAAAUGAUUCUGAAUGAAGAUAGACCAGCAUCAAUAACCGUCACAGACAACAUCAACAUUUUUUUUGGAAACGUCAAAGGGUUUUUUGAGGAGGCCUACAUCGGGGGUGUUCCAGCUGCAGUCCGGGAAAAAUAUAAUAUUGUUCUUCCGCCACUUAGAGGAUGUGUCAAUAACGUCCAUGUAGAUGUCACUGCUUCUUUUACAGAGGAAGUUGGAAUCGUCCGAGGUUGUCCAAAUCCUUUACUGGGUUCCCGAGAGGCUACUUUUAAAUUUGGGAGUUCUCUCUCUCUGUCACCUCCUGUUAAGGAUACAGACUCAGGGACAAUGGUUUCACUUGGAUUUAAGAUAUCCCAGGAGAAUGUUUCACCCUUAAUACUGACUGGUGGAAUGAAUAAUGAGUUUUUGCUGUCUUUGAAUGACGGCUAUGUUGAAAUGAGUGUCAAUAAGAAAAAAUUAACAUCCACAAACAAAUGCGAAACUGGAAAAUGGCAUUACAUAACAGCCUACAGAAGUGGAGCGGGGAUGCGGCUAAACGUUGACAACACAGAUAUUGGAAAUCCACCACCACCACCAUCACCAUCAUCCACAUUCACUGAACUUGGGGAAAAUGUGAUUUUAGGGGAUGGUUUAUUUGAAGGCUGUUUGAGGAACCUGUAUAUACGGAGUCUACAGACCGAAUACAUUCCGGCCGAUUUGAGCAGAUUCAAUCAGACUGGAAAUGUAUCUCUGGGAUUUUGUAAAGCAGAGCGCCCCCCUCUGGACUCUACUAAGAAGCGUGCCAGACAUGCUGGAAUUACACUCAACAGCAAUUCGGGAAGAUCUAAACAAGGCUGUAGAAACCCAAAGUCCAUCAAAAACACCUACCACCUUGGUUCCAACAGCCAAAUGCAGUUUAAAAUAGAUCCAGAGAAGCUCAAUAACAGGCUGCAUUUCUCCCUAGAUGUCCGUACCAAAUCAUCUGAAGGACUUUUACUCCAUGUCUCAGGGAAAUAUGGCGUUCCUCUUGUGAUCUUGUAUUUCGAUAAAGGAAAAGUCAAACUCUCUGUUGGGGCAGAUGAAUUAAUCUCCUCUCAGAAGAUAAAUGAUGGUGACUGGCACAAUAUCAAGUCCAGCAUGAAGCAACACAACUUUCAUCUAGUGGUGGAUGGCGUUCAAACACCCGAUGGACAUUCGUUGAAAGGAUUCACACAUGAUCUGCAAUCUCCUGUCUAUGUGGGACACGGAAAAUUUCAGAUGCUUCACAAAACACAAGAAAAAGUGCCUCAGAAGAGUAUAAUCGGAUGCAUUCAAGACAUAAAGGUUUCUAAGGUUCUCCUUGUGGAUCCAGCUGUCAGUCGUGGGGUUACACCCUGCUUCAAAGGCGUGACAGAGAAGGGAGCCUAUUUUGCUGGAAAUGGCGCACAUUUGGUCUUAGAAAAGCACCUUAUCUUUGGUUCUACAUACAACCUGGAUUUUGAAUUUCGGCCCAAGAACCUCACCGGCCUAGUCUUCCACAAAAUCGAUAACCGUGGACGGACACUCACUCUGUUUCUCAAGAAAGGAAAGGUGGUGUUAACAGCGUACAAUGGACAGCGCCGCUAUGGCACCGCAUUGACCCCAACAAGACCCCUCUGUGAUGCAUUUCACUAUGUGACAGUGUCCAUGCGGAGGAAAACUAUCGAGCUAAGAGUGGACGAAGUGUCCUCACGGGUGAGACAAAAGUCUGUAUACCUUCCUCCAUCGCAUGAAACGAUCUACAUCGGUGGCAUUUCAGAGAAUCAAAGCGAAGAAGUGGAAAUGCGGGCAUCUUAUGUGGGGUGUUUGAGAAACGUGCGGCUUAAUCAAAAUCCUAUCACAUUUGAUGACAUAACAAGCAUAUUCGGCCCCAUAAACACCAACGAGUGCCCAGCGGAAUAAUGGAAACAGAAAUCAAGCACAGCUCAGCAGACUAAUUUUGGAGUUAAACAGUUUGCAAAAUACAAAUUAUGAUUGCUUUGGGUAAUUGUAUUGGAAAGUGACAUUAAAAAUAGACUUGCACAAAUAUACAUAAUGAAAGCACAUUUCCUCAAUAGUUAGAAUUAAUGUUAAUGAAGCCUCAAAUGUAAA